UCAUCCUUACUGCCUACAUUUGAGUUUUCCUCGCAGAGAUUUCACCCUCAGUAAUCUCCCCCGGAAGGGUGUGCAAAGCUGUUUCUGAGAGGAUCACGAGGCAUGCAGCAAGCACACUGCAUGGGUUGGAAUGGAUGCAUUUCUAGGACCUCCACGGCUCAGGAAGGGCACCCUGGGCUCUUGCAUCCCUCUCCCUCGUAACUGAACAGUCGGGGAGCACCUGUCCACAGCUGAAGUAGCGGGCACCGCUCCCCAGCUUCUGAAAAUGAACUCAAACAAUCAUUAAACGCUUCCCCAUCUGGAAAACUGUCGGAGAAACAGUGACAAAUGAGGUCGGGAGAGCACUGAGAACGAAGCGCGGGGAAAAGACGAAGCGCGCAUGGGACAAGCAGAGAUCCCGAGCGGAAAGCAAAGGUUCUUUCCACGGAGGGCAGGAAGCCUCGCGAGAUCUAGGGGUCGGGAUCUCGUGGCGUUGCCUAGCGACAAAAGGACGCCGGCGGGCCCCCUGGCGAAACCCCGCUGAAGCCCUGAGUCUCCUACCAUGGGGGAAGAAGGCGGCGGCCGCAGCUGUGGGAUCACUAGGGACCUGCAGAAGCUGAAGCAGCAGGCGAUGGCGUACUACCAGGAGAACGACGUCCCGCGCAGGCUGGAGGAGCUGCUCAACUCCACCUUCUACCUCCAGCCCGCAGACGUCUACGGGCACCUGGCAAACUACUUUUCUAAACUUGCAAAGCCUCCCUCCAUAUGCAAAAUAGUGGGGAAAAUCAUCCUGGAUGGAAUGGGACUCCCUACGCUACAGGUGGAAAUCUCCUGCACCAUUCAAAAUUUCCCGAAGUACAUCUGUUCCGUGGUGAUACCUGCUCACUUUGAAGUCUCCGAGAAUGCUUUGCCAGAGGUCGUGGAUGCCGAGGAGGCAGAAAGGCACCAGGCAGUGAACGCGGCUCUGCAGUGGGUCAAUGAAUCCAUCACAGAGGAGCUGUGGGGUCUGAACCCCUCCAACCAAGCAGAGGUAGACCACAGGCUCAGGAUAUUCUUUGAAAAUAAAGUACAAGAAGAUAAAGAGAGAAAAGAACUGGAAAGGAGCUCUGAGGAGCCAGUGCACGCACCUCCACCUGUAAUUCCUCCACCACCUCCUCCACCCCCCACCAAAAAGAAAGGACAGAAGCAAGGACGGAGGGACACUCUUUUGGAAAAGCCUAUCAUCCCCCCAGAGCCCCCGGAACCAGUCCUCCACGGCAGCAUGGCCAUAGGAGCUGUGUCGCUGGCCGUCGCUAAGGCCAGUGCCAGGCUGGCCGGCACACCCCUGUACAUGAGCAUGGCGUCACUGAAGCACGGCCAGGAGCCGCCGUCCAUGCUCACCAUGCCCCUGGUGAUGGGAUCUGUACUCAGCUGUGGGAAGUCAUCACCUGGGAAGCUAAAUUUAAUGAAAGAAGUGAUUUGUAUACCCCAUCCUGGAUUGACAACCAAACAAGGUAUAGAUUUGCUUCUGGAAAUUCAGAAACAAGUUAACAGAGUGAUGGAGACGCCCCCACCUCCAAAACCAGAGACCAAAAAGGGCCAUGAUACAGGCAAAAGAGGUCAGCAGCCAAUCACUGGCAAGAUGUCUCACCUUGGCUGCCUGACCGUUAACUAUGACACCUUAGAGCAGCCACUGCUUCUGAUUCAGGGCAUCUGCUCAAACCUGGGGAUAGAGCUGGGAAUGAGCCUGCACCUGGCCAUCAACUGCGCUGCCCACGAGUUGAUGGACUAUAGUAAAGGGAAGUACGAGGUGAUGGCGGGCACGCACAAGAACAUAGCUGAGAUGGUGGACCUGUACGUGGAUCUGAUCAACAAGUAUCCUUCCAUUAUUGCCUUAAUUGAUCCUUUCAGGAAGGAGGACGCUGAACAGUGGGACAGCAUCUAUAAUGCUCUUGCUUCCAGGUGCUACAUAAUUGCAGGGGCUGCUUCCAGAAGCGUCUCUAAACUCCUAGAGCACAGAAAUAUCAGCACCCCCAAAUCCCACGGGCUGAUCAUCAACCAUACAAACCAAACCACAAUGUCUGACUUGGUGGAAAUAACCCAUCUUAUCGACAGUAAGAAGCAGCUCGCCAUCUUGGGGAGCACGGAAGCAGAGUCCUCUGAUGACAGCCUCGUCGAUCUGGCUGUUGGACUCGGUGCCCGGUUUAUCAAGUUGGGGGGUCUUUCUCGGGGUGAACGGGUGACCAAAUACAACCGCCUUCUGGCUAUAGAGGAAGAACUCAUCCAGAGUGGAACAUGGGGUUCCAGUGAAGAACACAAUUUUGCGUCCUUUCAAGAGGAUGCUGAAAAGACACCAGAGGCGAUUGCUGAGGAAACUCUUGGGCCCCUGGACUCCAUCUUCCCCACGGAAGUUGUGGAGGAAUCAGCUAAACUGUGAGCCUCAUGGGGCUGGACUCCCAGGGGAUACCAAUACUGCAAGUGUCGUCUGUGUCUGUGGUGUGGAGUGUGUCUCCACACUGGCUCGACUCUUCACCAGCUCGUGCAUUCUUUUAUUCUUUCGGUCUCACCGUUGGAUAAAAUCUCCCUCUGAUGGUUUUGUCUGAA
Peromyscus maniculatus bairdii (prairie deer mouse) is the source of this 2562-nucleotide messenger RNA. RefSeq names its product enolase 4 (gene Eno4). The record is from RefSeq and is a predicted model, not a curated record. Gene Ontology annotation, cellular component: phosphopyruvate hydratase complex. Gene Ontology annotation, biological process: glycolytic process. Lineage: Eukaryota; Metazoa; Chordata; Mammalia; Rodentia; Cricetidae. Gene Ontology annotation, molecular function: phosphopyruvate hydratase activity; magnesium ion binding.